CUGAAACGAUGUUUCUGGACUUUGUUUGUAGAGCCCUCUAGCAAACGGUCACGCUGGAAAAGAUGUACGGUGGCCGCGUUGGACCCCACUCCUGCCACUCGCCCAGCAAUGUCUCAACGAGCGGGGCCCCGCACCUGCGAUAAGAGCACGAGCCCGGAGAGAGACCGCCCCGAGUGUCCCCUUCAAACAUUCCUAGCAGAGGCGACGUUCCUUGUCGUUCCAAUGGAAACCGAGCUUGAGGAUGCAAAGCCGAGGGGUGCCUUCGCCGAGCGCGGCAAGUCUCGAAAGGGGAGGUGCUGUCGAAGGGUGGCGCAAAGUUUGCUGCGGGAGAGGGUCGUCAGGAUGAUUCCAUGGUUGUGCGCUGCAUUGUUGUUCGUGACGUCGGUUGGCCUCUUCUUGGAGGACAUGCAUCGGCCAGGGUACACAAAGAUUAGGGAGGGGAUCCAGUUGGUCCGGUGGAACGCGCUGAUGGCCGCAAAGGCCAAAAUGGAGCGCUACGGGAAUGUGCGGGAUCCGCAAGAACUAGAGCGGAUGCCUGCGUGGGUCGUCUCGCUGAAAAGCCCAAAUGAGCGGCGGGAGAAAGUGCGGCGGCAGAUGGCGGGGCAGAGGUUGAACUACUCGUUUGUCGAUGCGAUUGAUGGGAUGCGGGAGGAGAUACCUCCAGAAGAGCUGCAAUGGUUUCUGAGCAGCGGGCGCGCUUACGAGGGCGGAACGCCUUUCCAGCGCAAGAAGAUUGCGACUGACGUCACGAACCUGCGGCUGCUGCACCGGAUGCUCGCGGACAACGUGCCGAUUGCGAUGAUAAUGGAGGACGACUUCGUGCUGCCGCAAGAGCGACCUGCUGCAGCGGCUGAAACGCAACGAUGGCGCAGCUGCCGGUGGACUGGGACCUCUUUGCGCUCAACGCGUGCUCGAUGCGCAAGCACGGCCAGACGCUGGGCCAGUUCGUCGGGGAGGGGGUCAGGGUCCUCAAGACAGGCAGCUGCACGCUCUGCGUUAUCAUCAACCGGGCGGCUGCGGUUAAGGUGCUGAAAGCCUCGGAGCGACAGCUCAACUACCAGUACUUUGACAACCUGCUAAUCGGGUAUAUGGCGCAAACGGGGAGCUUCAACAGCUAUCUGGCGGACCCGCCUUUGUGUUUGUUUGAUUCGUCAUCGACGAGUGUCAUUGAGCCUGGCCGAGAACCAUUCCGAGACAUCUUACCUUGACUUUAGAGAGCUAACAUUGUUUGGUUGUAGCUUUUUGUCUUUCUCAGUCACGGGCACUUCUUAUAAUCCGUGUACGCUCUUGUCAGAUACUGAAUUGCCCCCAAAAAGCUCGACAAUCAGGUUUGCUUUGAAGUCAGUGAAUCCCGCUCUUGCACGAGAUCAAGCACGCAGUAGAAACGUUGACAAUCUAUAGAAGAGUUGGGUAAGAAGUCACUCGCAGCGCGCCUAGUCAAGGGGGCCACGCCGUCACCGCUCUAGGUUCAAAACUUGGGAUUUGAGGAGUCUGAAAAAGGUUGGAACAAAGAUGUGUCGGACCAUGACUAAGAUGUCCUUCAAGUCUUACUCGAAUUGUCUGUCUGCAUGGACAAGAACAUAACUCUGGACGUGACCCCACACUGAC
Messenger RNA from Klebsormidium nitens, 1608 nucleotides. The record is from the annotation of a GenBank genome assembly. NCBI's taxonomy places the organism in Eukaryota, Viridiplantae, Streptophyta, Klebsormidiophyceae, Klebsormidiales, Klebsormidiaceae.